UUCUCUCUCUUACACACACAUACACUUGCUCCUUCUCUUCUCUUCUCUUCUCUCUUUUCCUCUCUUUCUUUCACUGAAUUUGCGCUGCUUCAGAUCUCACAUUUGCAGCGUAACAAAACAAAACGCUCUUCAACAUUCUCUCACUCCACAUUCCCCUCUCUCUGAAGCUCUGGUUCCCCAACCAUGGCUGCUAACGCCCCUAUCUCCAUGAAAGAGACUUUAACGCUGGGAAGCGUUGGAGUCAAUCCACAAUUCAUUACAUUCACUCAUGUUACGAUGGAAUCGGAUAAGUAUAUAUGUGUCAGGGAAACUGCACCUCAGAACAGUGUUGUUAUCAUUGAUAUGAACAUGCCUAUGCAACCUUUGCGACGGCCUAUUACUGCUGAUUCUGCUUUGAUGAAUCCCAAUUCCAGAAUUCUUGCUCUUAAAGCUCAAGUUCCGGGGACCACUCAAGAUCACUUGCAAGUGUUUAACAUUGAAAUGAAAGCAAAGAUGAAAUCGCAUCAGAUGACUGAGCAGGUUGUCUUCUGGAAGUGGAUAACUCCAAAGAUGAUAGGAAUUGUUACUCAAACAUCAGUGUAUCAUUGGUCAAUUGAAGGUGAUAGUGAACCAGUGAAGAUGUUUGAUCGAACAGCUAAUUUGUCUAAUAACCAGAUUAUCAAUUACCGUUGUGAUCCUAGUGAAAAGUGGUUGGUUUUGAUUGGCAUUGCUCCUGGUUCACCCGAAAAACCCCAACUAGUAAAAGGAAACAUGCAGCUCUUCUCUGUGGAUCAGCGCCGCAGUCAGGCUCUUGAAGCACAUGCUGCCUCAUUUGCUACAACUCGAGUCCCUGGGAAUGACAAGGAUUCUGUUCUUAUAUGUUUUGCUUCAAAAAGUGUCAAUGCUGGACAGGUUACAUCUAAGAUGCAUGUCAUUGAACUUGGUGCACAGCCAGGAAAACCAUCAUUUACCAAGAAACAAGCAGAUUUGUUCUUUCCCCCAGACUUUGCAGAUGACUUUCCUGUGUCAAUGCAGAUUUCAAAUAAGUAUGGAUUGAUAUAUGUUAUCACAAAGCUUGGACUUUUAUUUGUCUAUGAUCUGGAGACUGCAACUGCAAUUUAUAGAAACAGGAUCAGUCCUGAUCCUAUAUUUUUGACCAGCGAAGCAUCAUCAGUAGGGGGUUUCUAUGCCAUUAAUAGACGUGGCCAGGUGUUGCUUGCUACUGUGAAUGAGGCAGCCAUUGUUCCUUUUGUUAGUGGCCAGUUGAACAAUUUGGAACUUGCUGUGAAUCUCGCUAAAAGAGGAAACCUUCCUGGUGCAGAAGAAUUGGUUAUUAAGCGGUUUCAAGAAUUAUUUGCUCAGACAAAGUAUAAGGAAGCUGCCGAGCUUGCUGCAGAAUCUCCACAGGGAAUACUUCGAACUCGUGAUACUGUUUCUAAAUUUCAGAGUGUACCUGUUCAAGCUGGACAAACACCACCAUUGCUGCAGUACUUUGGUACUCUGUUAACCAGAGGAAAACUCAAUUCUUUUGAGUCAUUGGAAUUGUCACGACUUGUGGUAAAUCAGAACAAAAAGAACCUUUUGGAAAAUUGGCUAGCAGAGGACAAGCUUGAAUGCAGUGAGGAGCUUGGUGACCUUGUGAAGACAGUGGAUAAUGAUCUUGCGUUGAAAAUAUAUAUCAAAGCUAGAGCCACUCCAAAAGUUGUUGCUGCUUUUGCGGAGAGGAGAGAAUUUGACAAGAUUCUGAUAUACUCAAAGCAGGUUGGAUACAGACCGGAUUAUAUGUUCCUUCUGCAAACAAUUUUGCGGUCAGACCCUCAGGGUGCUGUAAACUUCGCUUUGAUGAUGUCUCAAAUGGAGGGAGGUUGCCCAAUAGACUACAAUACAAUAACUGAUCUCUUUCUUCAGAGGAAUUUGAUACGGGAGGCAACUGCCUUUUUGUUGGAUGUGCUUAAGCCAAACCUACCUGAACAGGGACAUCUUCAGACAAAGGUGCUGGAAAUUAAUCUGGUGACCUUUCCAAAUGUUGCUGAUGCUAUAUUGGCCAAUGGCAUGUUUAGUCAUUACGAUCGCCCACGUGUUGGUCAACUAUGUGAAAAGGCGGGCCUUUUCAUACGGGCACUUCAGCAUUACACCGAGUUGCCAGACAUUAAACGUGUCAUUGUGAAUACACAUGCCAUUGAACCACAGGCUCUAGUUGAGUUCUUCGGAACCCUUUCUCGAGAGUGGGCACUAGAGUGUAUGAAAGAUCUUCUACUGGUCAACCUUCGUGGAAAUCUUCAAAUAAUUGUGCAGACUGCUAAGGAAUAUUCUGAGCAGUUGGGAGUUGAUGCAUGCAUCAAACUCUUUGAGCAAUUCAAGUCCUAUGAAGGACUAUACUUUUUUUUGGGUUCAUAUUUGAGCUCAAGUGAGGAUCCUGAAAUCCACUUCAAGUACAUUGAAGCAGCUGCUAAAACUGGACAACUAAAGGAGGUAGAGCGUGUGACUCGGGAAUCCAAUUUUUAUGAUGCCGAGAAGACAAAGAAUUUUCUGAUGGAGGCCAAACUUCCAGAUGCACGGCCAUUGAUCAAUGUGUGUGAUCGUUUUAAUUUUGUUCCGGAUCUCACUCACUAUCUCUAUACCAACAACAUGCUUCGCUAUAUUGAAGGAUAUGUCCAGAAGGUCAAUCCAGGAAAUGCUCAUCUAGUUGUAGGACAGUUGCUAGAUGAUGAAUGCCCUGAGGAUUUUAUCAAAGGUUUGAUACUUUCAGUUCGUUCCCUCCUUCCAGUGGAGCCUUUGGUUGAAGAAUGUGAAAAGAGGAAUCGAGUCCGCUUGCUCACUCAGUUCUUGGAGCAUCUUGUAAGUGAGGGAAGCCAGGAUGUACAUGUGCAUAAUGCCCUGGGUAAAAUCAUCAUUGACAGCAAUAACAAUCCUGAGCAUUUUCUCACAACCAAUCCAUAUUAUGAUUCUCGUGUUGUUGGCAAAUAUUGUGAGAAACGGGAUCCUACACUUGCUGUUGUUGCUUACCGAAGAGGGCAGUGUGACGAUGAGCUUGUCAAUGUUACCAAUAAAAAUUCCUUGUUCAAACUCCAAGCCAGAUAUGUCGUGGAGCGGAUGGAUGGUGACCUGUGGGAUAAGGUUCUCAAUCCUGAGAAUGAGUUUAGAAGGCUGUUGAUCGAUCAAGUGGUGUCCACUGCUUUGCCUGAAAGCCAGAGUCCUGAGCAAGUUUCAGCUGCAGUGAAAGCUUUUAUGACUGCCGAUCUUCCCCAUGAAUUGAUCGAGCUUCUUGAAAAGAUUGUGCUACAAAAUUCUGCCUUCAGCGGAAACUUUAACCUACAAAAUCUGUUGAUUCUUACUGCAAUCAAGGCAGAUCCUUCAAGAGUUAUGGAUUACAUAAAUAGGUUGGAUAACUUUGAUGGCCCUGCUGUUGGAGAGUUGGCAGUGGAGGCACAACUGUAUGAAGAAGCUUUUUCCAUUUUCAAGAAAUUUAAUUUGAAUGUUCAGGCUGUUAAUGUCCUGCUAGAUAACCUUCGUGCCAUUGAUCGAGCUGUGGAGUUUGCAUACCGAGUUGAAGAAGAUUCUGUAUGGAGCCAAGUUGCUAAGGCGCAACUUAGAGAAGGUUUAGUAAGUGAUGCAAUAGAAUCAUUCAUCCGAGCAGAAGAUGCCACUCGCUUCUUGGAGGUUAUAAAGGCUGCCGAAGAUGCAGAAGUAUACCAUGACCUGGUGAAGUACCUUUACAUGGUUAGGCAGAAGACUAAGGAGCCCAAGGUAGAUGGUGAGCUCAUUUAUGCAUAUGCUAAGAUCGAGGCACUUGGAGAAAUCGAAGAGUUUAUACUCAUGCCGAAUGUUGCUAAUUUACCCCAUGUUGGAGACCGCUUGUUUGACGAGGCUCUAUAUGAGGCUGCAAAAAUUAUAUUUGCUUUCAUUUCUAACUGGGCUAAGUUAGCAGUGACAUUAGUGAGGCUCAAACAAUUCCAAGGGGCUGUCGAUGCUGCCAGGAAAGCAAACAGUGCAAAAACAUGGAAGGAAGUUUGUUUUGCCUGUGUUGAUAAUGAAGAAUUCCGUUUAGCUCAAAUUUGUGGCCUCAAUGUCAUCAUUCAGGUCGAUGAUUUGGAAGAGGUUAGUGAGUAUUAUCAGAACAGAGGCUGCUUCAAUGAACUCAUUUCUCUGAUGGAGAGUGGGUUAGGAUUGGAGCGUGCACAUAUGGGCAUCUUUACUGAGUUGGGAGUUCUUUAUGCAAGAUAUCGUUCUGAGAAGUUAAUGGAGCACAUUAAGUUGUUCUCAACUCGCCUUAACAUUCCCAAGCUCAUUCGUGCUUGUGACGAACAGCAACAUUGGAAGGAACUUACCUAUCUAUACAUCCAGUAUGACGAAUUUGAUAAUGCUGCAACCACUGUAAUGAAUCACUCUCCAGAAGCAUGGGACCACAUGCAAUUCAAGGACAUAAUAGUGAAAGUUGCAAGUGUGGAGCUCUACUACAAGGCUGUUCACUUCUACUUGCAAGAACAUCCUGAAAUUAUAAAUGAUCUUCUUAAUGUCAUUGCUCUUCGUGUGGACCAUACCCGUGUAGUAGAUAUAAUGCGCAAGGCCGGUCACAUCCGAUUAGUUAAGCCAUACAUGGUUGCAGUUCAAAGUAACAAUGUCUCAGCUGUUAAUGAAGCUUUGAAUGAAAUUUAUGUUGAGGAGGAGGACUAUGAUAGACUUCGUGAAUCUAUUGACCUGCAUGACAACUUCGAUCAGAUUGGUCUUGCACAGAAGAUUGAAAAACAUGAGCUUCUUGAGAUGAGGCGUGUAGCUGCUUAUAUUUACAAGAAAGCAGGAAGAUGGAAGCAGUCCAUUGCUUUGUCAAAGAAAGACAAUCUUUACAAGGACUGUAUGGAAACUUGCUCUCAAUCUGGUGACCGCGAACUUUCAGAGGAUUUGCUUGUUUACUUUAUCGAGCAGGGGAAGAAAGAGUGCUUUGCAUCUUGUCUCUUUGUCUGUUAUGACGUAAUACGGCCUGAUGUUGCUCUCGAAUUAGCUUGGAUGAAUGGCAUCAUUGAUUUUGCUUUCCCAUAUCUCUUACAGUUUAUUCGAGAGUAUACCGGGAAGGUUGAUGAACUUAUCAAGGAAAGAAUUGAAGCGCAAAAUGAGGAGAAAGCCAAAGAGAAGGAAGAGAAGGAGGUCAUUGCUCAGCAGAAUAUGUAUGCCCAAUUGCUACCACUUGCAUUGCCUGCACCACCAAUGCCAGGAAUGGGCGGCGGGUAUGGUCCCCCUCCGCCACCACCUAUGGGCGGAAUAGGGAUGCCGCCAAUGCCUCCUUUUGGCAUGCCCCCAAUGGGUGGCCAUUACUGAUCUCUAGACCGAGGACAGCAGAUAAUUUUGCCAUGCAAUGAAGAUGAGUUUCAUAUUUAACGGAUUUAAUGCGGCGGAUCGAGGCGUCUGCCUUCUUAGCUCACAGACCUUUCAGUGAUUUUGCGGCGCUUUUGCAUUGAAAUUCUUUUUAGGUUCUAAUUUAAUUUCUUUUAAUCUUUAUUCCCUUUAUAGAUUGGGUAGUAUUAUCAAUCCUAUGGCAAGAGUUGGUCAAAUUGAUAUUUGGUUGCCGCAUGUAUAGGUGAUUCUUUUUCACUAUUCAUUGUUUUCUUAGUUGUGAAGUCAUGUAGGUACUCUCAUUAGGAACCCCCAAAUUUUGUUCUUUAUCUUGGUAUAUAAAACUUUCAUCCACUAUUCAAUUUAGUUUCUCUUUUGCCUUUUUCCA
Molecule: messenger RNA, 5695 nt
Organism: Arachis ipaensis
Lineage: Eukaryota; Viridiplantae; Streptophyta; Magnoliopsida; Fabales; Fabaceae
Product: clathrin heavy chain 2-like
Biological process (GO): receptor-mediated endocytosis; intracellular protein transport
Cellular component (GO): clathrin coat of trans-Golgi network vesicle; Golgi apparatus; clathrin complex
Molecular function (GO): clathrin light chain binding; structural molecule activity
Source: RefSeq, a predicted model, not a curated record